Leucoraja erinaceus (little skate) is the source of this 2159-nucleotide messenger RNA. RefSeq names its product transcription factor CP2 (gene tfcp2). The record is from RefSeq and is a predicted model, not a curated record. Bases 284 to 1843 code for a protein of 519 amino acids. The transcript has 16 exons. Gene Ontology annotation, molecular function: DNA-binding transcription activator activity, RNA polymerase II-specific; RNA polymerase II cis-regulatory region sequence-specific DNA binding. Lineage: Eukaryota; Metazoa; Chordata; Chondrichthyes; Rajiformes; Rajidae. Gene Ontology annotation, cellular component: nucleus. Gene Ontology annotation, biological process: regulation of transcription by RNA polymerase II.
GCGCCAUCUUCGAUGGGCGGGCUGGAGCUGGAGCGCGAGCGCGAGCGCGGGUCGUGUUGUCCGCGACCCAGCCUCAGCGGGACGGCAUCCUCGUCCUCCGCCUCUACUCUAUGGCGUUCUUUUUAAUGCAUACGCGCGCGUUUUAUCCACUGUAAAGCACCGUUAAAGCGGUUUAAUUAUUUUUGUCGUGGGGCGACCCGUUUCUCUGCCUGGAUCGCAUCUCUCUGACUGAAGCCCGGGAUCACAUCUAUCAUCUUGAUUACGGACUGUAUUGACCGCGGCGAUGGCCUGGGCGCUGAAGAUGCCGAUGCCGGACGAGGUUAUUGAAUCCGGCCUGGUGCAAGAUUUCGACGCCAGUUUGUCUGGAAUCGGCCAGGAGUUAGGGGCAGGAGCCUACAGUAUGAGUGAUGUCCUUGCAUUGCCAAUCUUCAAACAGGAAGAGUCCAACUUGCCAGCGGAGGAUGAGAAUGAACUACUCCCGUUUCAAUAUGUCCUAUGUUCAGCGACUUCUCCGGCAGUAAAGCUCCAUGAUGAGACACUUACAUACCUUAACCAAGGGCAAUCUUAUGAAAUUCGAAUGCUUGACAAUCGGAAUAUUGGGGAGUUACCUGAAAUCAAUGGUAAAUAUGUGAAGAGUAUAAUUCGAGUGGUAUUCCAUGACCGCCGUUUACAGUAUACUGAACACCAGCAAUUGGAAGGAUGGAGGUGGAACCGACCAGGAGAUAGGAUCCUGGAUUUGGAUAUUCCAUUGUCAGUAGGCAUUGUUGACCCCAGAGCAAAUCCAACACAACUAAAUACAGUGGAGUUUCUUUGGGAUCCUUCAAAGAGAACUUCUGUAUUUAUCCAGGUGCAUUGCAUUAGUACUGAAUUCACAACUAGGAAACACGGAGGAGAAAAAGGAGUGCCUUUUCGGAUUCAAAUAGAUACGUUCAAGGAGAAUGAGAGCAGUGAAUAUACAGAGCAUCUUCAUUCAGCUAGCUGUCAAAUCAAAGUAUUCAAGCCAAAAGGCGCUGAUAGAAAACAGAAAACAGACAGGGAAAAAAUGGAGAAGCGAACUCCUCAAGAGAAGGAAAAGUAUCAACCUUCUUAUGAUACAACUAUUCUCACAGAGUGUUCUCCCUGGCCAGAUAUUUCCUACGUUAACAACACAGCAUCUCCUGGAUUUACAAGUUCACAUGGCAGUUUUACCAUUGCUGAAGGGAAUGGAUCCCCUCAUCAUCAGCCUGACCCAGUUCCUGCAACCACUGAUACGUUAGGAUCCUUUCGAAAGUGGGCUUGUCGAGAACUGUCAGUGUCCCCCGUCACUGAAAAUCAGAAUCUGUUGGCAACAGCCACACCACAGGAUGCUCAGCAGUGGUUGCACAGAAAUCGAUUUUCUCCAUACUGCAGGCUCUUCGCAAACUUCUCUGGUGGAGAUCUGUUAAAGCUGACUAGGGAUGAUGUAAUCCAGAUCUGUGGUCCUGCAGAUGGUAUCCGGCUCUUUAAUGCUCUGAAAGGAAGGAUGGUUAGACCAAGGCUGACCAUUUACGUUUGUCAGGAAGCACAACAGGCCCGAGAGCAACAACACCAGAAGCAUGAAAAUGGUGAUUCUGUGAACAGUUCUUUCUAUGUGUACCAUGCAAUUUAUUUGGAAGAGUUAACAGCAAUUGAAAUGACAGAGAAGAUUGCUCAACUUUUCAAUAUUUCUCCCCGUCAAAUCCACCAGAUCUAUAAACAGGGCCCCACGGGUAUUCACGUGCUUGUGAGCGAUGAGAUGAUCCAAAACUUCCAGGAUGAAUCGUGUUUUGUUCUCGAUACCUUAAAAGCCGAGGGCAGUGACAGUUACCACAUAAUCCUCAAGUGACUAAUUUGCAAGGAUAACGUCUUCUGUGAAUGACCUUACCCCUACGUUGUGGCUCCUACUCCCAGCAGCAAAAUAUUUCCAAGCCGCAAAGACUCGAGUAUGCUGCUAUCUAUCUUGGCACAGGAGGAACCGUGAUGGGAUUGUGCACAUGUUCAGCAGCCUGACGCAAGUGACCAACUUCUCUUGGAGCAGGUCCUAAAUUGUGGGCAAGAGGAUAGAUGGAGGAAAGAAGAACACCUGACAGAUGAAUGUGCGUGUUGUUCAACUUUGAUAUGAAAUUGUUCCUGAUAAGUGUGUUCGCUGCUGUUCUUGAUUU